GCAGGGUUCAUCAUGGUUUCCAGGCAGUGUGUGGUUUUGUUUCUCUGCUUUCUGCUACUGAUUCCUCUUUCGCUGGAUGCAGGUAUGUCAUAAGUCUUUCUAAAGCAGGAAGAGGCAAGCAGCGUUUUGCAAAGGCAAAGACGAGCCAACAGCUUCUUCGAGGAGAUAAAACUGGGGUCACUAGAGCGAGAAUGCAUGGAAGAAAAGUGUUCCUUUGAGGAAGCGAGAGAGAUUUACCGUGAUGACGAAAGGACAAAAGAGUUUUGGCACAUCUAUUCCGACCCCAACCAGUGCGACUCCAACCCCUGUCAGAACGGAGGGAGCUGUGACGACCAGUUUCAGGAUUACGUUUGCCGCUGUCCCGUUGAUUAUGAGGGCAAAAGCUGUGAAAAAGCCAUGGCUGACAAACUGAAGUGCAUUUACGACAACGGUGGCUGUGAACAGUACUGUACCGACGAGGAGUCUGGAAAACGAGUGUGCUUCUGUGCAGACGAUUACACUUUAGCAAGUGAUGGCGUGUCCUGCAUUCCCCAAGUAAAAUACCCAUGUGGAAAAAUACCAGUGCUGGCAAAAAAAAAUGCAACUGCACGAGGGAGAAUAGUAGGUGGUUUCAUCUGUCCUCCAGGAGAAUGUCCAUGGCAAGCCCUUAUAAUACAGAAUCAGAAAGAAAAGUGUGGCGGUACCCUGCUUUCCCCAGAGUGGGUGGUCACUGCAGCUCACUGUUUGGAGUAUACUCAUGCUAAACAGCUCCGGGUGAGACUGGGUGAACAUGCAAUAAAUUAUGAUGAGAAAACUGAGCAAGAAAGUGGAGUUGACAGGAUAAUCAUGCAUGAAGAAUACACGAAUGGACAAGUCAAUAACGAUAUUGCCCUCCUGAGCCUGGAAACACCCGUGAAUCUCACCGACUACGUGGUGCCAAUAUGUUUGCCUGAAAAACGGUUUGCAGUGUAUGAACUGUCCUCCAUCAAGUUCUCCACAGUGAGCGGCUGGGGACGCCUACUAGAUGGAGGUGCCACCUCCUCUGUUCUGAUGAGAGUUGAUUUGCCACGUGUAAAGACACAAGAAUGUGAAAAGGAGACCGAUUUAAAUCUUACAGAGAAUAUGUUCUGUGCAGGAGACCUGACCGGCGUUAAGGACUCCUGCAAGGGAGACAGUGGUGGACCUCACGCUACAAAGUACAAGAACACUUGGUUUCUGACCGGGAUUGUCAGCUGGGGAAAGGGCUGUGCUGCUCAAGGCAGCUAUGGGGUUUACACAAGGGUAUCCAAAUACAUCGACUGGUUGAAGAAGCACAUGGAUUAAUGAUCUUGAAUCAGAGCAUUCCAGUUUGUGUUAUUGCCCCCCAAUUCUUCUGUGCCAUUUUCCUAUUGAGGCAUUCCUCCAUUAUCUUAGAUGUGUGAUACAUGUGAUACCCACACCACUGUUAAUGAUUUGAAAUGAGCUUGAUGCCUACUUGAAUAUAUA
Messenger RNA from Tyto alba (common barn owl), 1464 nucleotides. It is a transcript of the gene F7, whose product is annotated as coagulation factor VII. Bases 196 to 1302 code for a protein of 368 amino acids. NCBI's taxonomy places the organism in Eukaryota, Metazoa, Chordata, Aves, Strigiformes, Tytonidae. Gene Ontology annotation, molecular function: calcium ion binding; serine-type endopeptidase activity. Gene Ontology annotation, cellular component: extracellular region. The transcript is spliced from 8 exons. The record is from RefSeq and is a predicted model, not a curated record. Gene Ontology annotation, biological process: blood coagulation; proteolysis.